AUGGUUUACAUGUCUGUUCUCUACUGCAUGGUUUACAUGUCUGUUCUCUACUUCAUGGUUUACAUGUCUGUUCUCUACUGCAUGGUUUGCAUGUCUGUUCUCUACUUCAUGGUUUACAUGUCUGUUCUCUACUGCAUGGUUUGCAUGUCUGUUCUCUACUGCAUGGUUUACAUGUCUGUUCUCUACUGCAUGGUUUGCAUGUCUGUUCUCUACUGCAUGGUUUACAUGUCUGUUCUCUACUGCAUGGUUUACAUGUCUGUUCUCUACUGCAUGGUUUACAUGUCUGUUCUCUACUGCAUGGUUUACAUGUCUGUUCUCUACUGCAUGGUUUACAUGUCUGUUCUCUACUGCAUGGUUUACAUGUCUGUUCUCUACUUCAUGGUUUACAUGUCUGUUCUCUACUGCAUGGUUUACAUGUCUGUUCUCUACUUCAUGGUUUACAUGUCUGUUCUCUACUGCAUGGUUUACAUGUCUGUUCUCUACUGCAUGGUUUACAUGUCUCUUUGGGUUUACUGGACUAACUCAGAUUGCUAG
Gigantopelta aegis is the source of this 534-nucleotide messenger RNA. RefSeq names its product cytochrome c oxidase subunit 3-like. Lineage: Eukaryota; Metazoa; Mollusca; Gastropoda; Neomphalida; Peltospiridae. The transcript has a single exon. Bases 1 to 534 code for a protein of 177 amino acids. The record is from RefSeq and is a predicted model, not a curated record.